CUCGUUAGAAACCAAGAAAAACGAAACUUCUGCCAAUUUGCCUACCUAUCUAUGUCUCUUCUCUUUUGAUAAUCUAAUACAUAAUAAGUGUCCUGAUACGUCCCCAAGUCACGGCACAAUCGAAGUUUCUAUGAAACUACUUAAUAAUCAGAUGCCUUCGUACACUCUAAAACGCAACAUCUUGAGAACGGAUCACGUCCCUUUAUUACUUCAACUCUCAGAUUCCAACAACGAUGGUUUCAAGAAGAGAGUUUAUACACCACACGAUUAGGUUCGAACGCACAGCCACAUCGGUACGAAUACGCCACUUACUUAUAUAUCUCUCCCUCGUUGGACUUAACUAAUCAAGAUACAGUUCACAUUAUCUCCUCUCUUUCCUUCCUUCCUCGAAUGGAACCACCAAGCAAGAAAUCUUUUGUACUAGAACCUAGUAUGGAGACCAAAUACGAAGAUAUGCUACCGAUUAUGGCGGAGAAGUUAGACGUUGAUGAGUUUGUAUCAGAGCUAUGCAAAUGUUUCAGUUUGCUAGCGGAUCCAGGGAGGGAUCUGAUCACCGCUGAGAGUCUCAGGAGGAGCUCAGGGAUACUUGGGAUUGAAGGGAUGAGCAAGGAAGAUGCAGAAUCAAUGGUUAGAGAAGGAGACCUCGACGGAGAUGGAGCUCUUAACCAAACCGAGUUCUGUGUUCUCAUGGUUCGGUUAAGUCCCGAGAUGAUGAAAGAUGCGACUUGGCUGGAGAAAGCAACCAGCCAAGAACUCUGA
Messenger RNA from Brassica oleracea var. oleracea, 759 nucleotides. Its product is annotated as calcium-binding protein KIC. Gene Ontology annotation, molecular function: calcium ion binding. Lineage: Eukaryota; Viridiplantae; Streptophyta; Magnoliopsida; Brassicales; Brassicaceae. The record is from RefSeq and is a predicted model, not a curated record.